Messenger RNA from Aphanomyces invadans, 712 nucleotides. RefSeq lists its product as hypothetical. Bases 18 to 683 code for a protein of 221 amino acids. Lineage: Eukaryota; Oomycota; Saprolegniomycetes; Saprolegniales; Verrucalvaceae. The transcript is spliced from 3 exons. The record is from RefSeq and is a predicted model, not a curated record.
UCUGGACAGGACAGCACAUGCAGCCGACGAUGACGGCGGCAAGGAAGGACCGAUCGCGCGUCUUCCUCAUGCCUCAGCGCAUGCCAUUCAUAAGCGGCAUCACGAACCGCUACGACGACGACUUUCCCAUCGAGCUGGAUGGCCUGGUGACCGAGGCCCAGUUCUCCCAAGCUAUCAAUCAGAUCAACAACACGCUCACGGACUACUGGCCGUGUUUAUUCUGUGUGUGCUGUGGCUACCUCUGUUGUGUCUGCACCGCUGGGCUGUCCUUGCUCUGCCCCAACAUGUGCAUCAGCGAUGCAGAGCAAUACACCCGCACCCUGAUCGAGCGCAUAAACGCGCGGCCAUGCUUUAAGGAUGCCGACGUCGAGUGGAAACUUGUCAAGAAAUGCUGCCGAUCAUGGAUUGAAAUCUCCCUCCCCAUUGUACGUCCGUCCCUGUGUAUCAACUAUCGGGACGACCAACGGAAUGUAGAAAUUCGAUACGCACGAUCCUGUCGUGGGCGCAUAUCAAACAGUCCUGGUCGCUGCACCGCCGCCACUUGCCGCCACAUCUGCCGACGCCACACUUUACGGAAGCGCCGAAGGCAUUGUGUGAAGCGUCCGCGCUCCUUCCCCAGCGCACGGCGCUUUAAGUGUUGUUUGUUGAGCUCGCAUACGUGUAGUAGCGUACUGUUGUCGUAAUGCCAAGAGCUGUUCCAUGUCGUGGCCAA